CCACAAAUCGUGUAGAUAUCAAACACACACAAUCAUGCAAUUUCUCACUCUCCUACGCCCUCCAUGACACCGCCACCCAGUAAACCCACCCUGCCAUCCUCAUCCCAAUCCUUUCACCUCUCCGCCCUCAACGUGCUCCCACCCCCACCACAGCCCGACUCGGGGGCCUUCCUACGAGCAGACAGACACGGCACCGCGCAAGAGCUAGAAGACAUCCCUCAUCAUCCUGUUUCUGCGCGUACCUCUUCACGAAGCAGUCUAGGCUCCAGCACGCGCCCCUCCCACACCAGCACAGCGGCAGAUACCUCGGGCUCCAGGCUCCGCUUGGGAAGACAGACACUGCGAUGGCACGACCGCGUGGUGCGAUUCUGGACGAGUAAUGUCAGUGUGACGAUUGAAGAGGGCGCGCACAGAGAUCAUCUGGCCCUCGAGCGCACCUUCCUCGGCUACCUGCGCACCUCGCUCGCCCUCGUCAUGACGGGCAUCAUCACCGCGCAGCUCUUCCGUUUGCAGCACUCUUCCUCACCCAAUCCGCGCAUCGGGUUCGUUGUGCUGGGCGUGCCGCUUGCGGCGAGUUUUAUUGCGCUCGGCAUGCUAGUUCUACUGCUAGGAGCGCUAAGGUUUUGGAGGCAGCAGAGGGCGCUGGUGAAGGGGAGGGUGUGGGCCGGGGGCUGGGAGCUGCUUGUGAUUAUGGGGAUGAGCUUGGCGGUGAGUUUGAGCGUUGGAGGUUGGGGAUGGAGAGAGGCUGAUUUGGAUAGAUUACUGCCGUUACGUUUGCGAUGCUGGUUUGGGUGGAUGUGGAUAAGGGGUAGAGGUCGCUGUGUGUGAGUUGCGUGGCACAAGAGGGAGCUCUCAUGGAAGGUGUACACCGGCGAUACAGCACUAGGCCCGCAUGCUGAGUUCGUGUAGCCGUCCAAGUCACUUCCGGAUCAUGACAGAUAUCUGACCGGCGAAGGCCUCAGCAUAUAUCCGGUGUUCGGGGUGCUACGGGAGGAGAGGUUGAUGUUCAGGCAAUGUCGGU
Molecule: messenger RNA, 1021 nt
Organism: Paraphaeosphaeria sporulosa
Lineage: Eukaryota; Fungi; Ascomycota; Dothideomycetes; Pleosporales; Didymosphaeriaceae
Exons: 2
Coding region: 64-828 (254 amino acids)
Source: RefSeq, a predicted model, not a curated record